AUGGGAGCAUCAGCAUCAAAACCAACAGAAACCAAAGUGUUUACUCCACAAACACCUGUGGAUUUUAGUCCAUCCCUUGUCGCACAACUAGAGAAAUCCAUAGAAACCGAUUUUACACGUUCACAAUACACUGCUAAAUAUCUUGAAGAUCAAGUUAGUUCUAAAUUAGAUGGAUUAGCUAAAGAUUCAAAAUCAAAAUUUGAUGAAGAAUUGAAAAAUUCAAUUUUAACUAAAGAUUCAGAAAAGGAUAAAUCUUUAUCAAGUACACAAUUAGAUGAUAAAAUUUCUAAAUUACAAGCUGAUUUGAAUAAAAGAGAAUCCAAAUUUGUUAAAUUAUCAAAAGAAGUUAUAAAUUCUAAAAAAGAAGUUGUUCAAUGUUUAAUUAAAAAUAAAGAUAAACCAUUAAACUGUUGGGAUGAAGUUAAAAAUUUUGAAAAAUUGGUUAAUGGAAUUUGA
Hansenula anomala is the source of this 456-nucleotide messenger RNA. RefSeq names its product Mic19p (gene MIC19). The record is from RefSeq and is a predicted model, not a curated record. The coding region runs from base 1 to 456 and encodes 151 amino acids. The transcript has 2 exons. Lineage: Eukaryota; Fungi; Ascomycota; Saccharomycetes; Phaffomycetales; Wickerhamomycetaceae.